Messenger RNA from Chelonus insularis, 1213 nucleotides. RefSeq lists its product as uncharacterized. NCBI's taxonomy places the organism in Eukaryota, Metazoa, Arthropoda, Insecta, Hymenoptera, Braconidae. The coding region runs from base 171 to 1055 and encodes 294 amino acids. The transcript has 7 exons. The record is from RefSeq and is a predicted model, not a curated record.
GAGAAAACUUAUACGUAAGAACUUAAACUUUCAGGCUUUUACAUCAAAAUUCACAUUAGUUGAAUUUUUUCUCUCUCCCUUUAGCAUACUUGAUAUUUCAUUAAACUCACUUGACUGGAAUAUUUUAUUGGUAAAUUAUUGACAAGUAAUAUAAAACAGAAAUAAAGAAAAUGCUGACGGGUCAAGGACCAAAGUUUGUAAAUAAACAAUUUAAUUCUCCAAUUAAUUUGUAUUCUCCUCAAGCUAUUCAGGAAACUUUGGAAAAACAGACUAAAGUAUUGGCCAAUGGUGCAGUUGGAAUUGAUUUCAAUCAGAUAGCCAAGCCUGCUAAUCUCCAAAACAGUGCAGUUCUACGAAUGCUUGAAGAGGAAGAAGCAAGGAUUCGAAACGGUGGACAACCUGGUUCAAAAAGAGUGACUUGGCCACCUCCUCCUGAAGAUCACGACGAAGUUGAUUACAUUGAACAAAGUCCAGUUCAAGCAAAGACUCGAGGGAUUGGCGACUUCGUUUCAUAUCAAAGCAGUAAUUCUUCAUUGGGACCAUCACCACAACCGAUUAGUCCCGGUGGAACGUUGAGACAACCCAAGCAUUUCCAACAACAAUCAAGUUCUAAAUCUUGGGCUCCUAUCACACCAUCUCCUUCAACUUCACCUUUACCUCCUUCAGAACAACAAUUAAAUUUACAGCAACGAUCAUCGUCAAAUUAUUAUCCUCAAAGUCAUUUUGAACCUCCACCAACAACUAUAACUCUUAGAUCACAAGCACCAAUAAAUCAGCAACCCGCGCCAGUUUAUCAAGCUCAACCUGCUGCUACAAUGGCACCAACAAGUGGAGUCAUGCGAGGAGAUAUGAAAUGGCCUCCAGAGUCAGUAAAACAACAAACUGAGGCAGAAAAUCGUGCAAGAAUGGAAUUGGCAAAAGGACCUACUUUCCGACCACGACGAGUUCAUAAGGAUUACAGUGGAUUUUUCGCUCAACAUGCGCUUAAUAGUUCUUAUCCUGGUUAUAGAGCACCACCUGGAACUCAAUAUUUUACUCCAUCAUAUCAACGUUAAUUUUAUUUUCGAUCAGCUACAAUUAUAAUUUUUUAUUGAAAAAUUUAUUUUAAAAUGUAAAACUUUGUAUCAUUAAUUUAUCGAUCGUUUAUAUGAAAUUCAGUGAUUAAUAUAACUACGAAAGAAAAUAAAUUAAACGAAUAAACGAAAUAACGAAA